Messenger RNA from Ostrea edulis (European flat oyster), 2025 nucleotides. Its product is annotated as N(4)-(Beta-N-acetylglucosaminyl)-L-asparaginase-like. Lineage: Eukaryota; Metazoa; Mollusca; Bivalvia; Ostreida; Ostreidae. Bases 16 to 1047 code for a protein of 343 amino acids. The record is from RefSeq and is a predicted model, not a curated record. Gene Ontology annotation, cellular component: lysosome. The transcript has 8 exons. Gene Ontology annotation, biological process: protein deglycosylation. Gene Ontology annotation, molecular function: N4-(beta-N-acetylglucosaminyl)-L-asparaginase activity.
UCACAUGAUUAGAAAAUGGCAGCGUUCAUGAGAAAACUGGUGUUGAUUUUGUAUUUAUCUGUAUUUUUCUGUGCCAAAACAAUAUCAACCUUACCAAUAGUUGUCAAUACUUGGCCUUUUACAAAUGCAACUGAAGCAGGUUAUAAUCAGUUUUUGAAUGGAGGAAGUGCUGUAGAUGCUGUUGAGAAAGGUUGUUCCAGGUGUGAAGUUCUAAGAUGUGAUGGCUCAGUUGGAGAAGGAAGUGACCCAGAUGAAAAUGGGGAGGUUACUUUAGAUGCAAUGAUAAUGGAUGGGGAAACAAUGGAUGUGGGUUCUGUUGGUUGUUUGAGGAAUAUAAGCUCUGCAAUUAGUGUAGCACGCAUGAUCAUGGAAAGAACAGACCAUACUCUCUUAGCAGGAGAACUGGCUACCAAGUUUGCUGUAGAAAUGGGCUUCAAAGAAAGUGACCUCAGUUCUAACAAAUCUGAUAUGAUGUACAAGCAGUGGAAGGAAAACAACUGUCAGCCUAAUUUUAGAGUGAAUGUCAGUCCAGAUCCCAAGAAGAGCUGUGGCCCUUACAAUCCAAAUGCUGUUUUAUCCAAAAUACAGAACAGAGAAGACAAACAAGUCAGUUAUUUAAACCAUGAUACAAUUGGAAUGGUGGCAGUUGAUAAAAAUGGGCAUGUGGUCUCUGGAACCACAACAAAUGGACUAAAUCACAAAGUACCAGGUCGAGUUGGUGAUUCCCCAGUGGUAGGGGCAGGGUCCUAUGCUCAGAAUGGAAUGGGUGGAGCAGCCGCCACAGGAGAUGGUGAUAUUAUGAUGAGGUUUCUACCCUCAUACACAGCUGUGCAGCUAAUGGGGAGUGGAACAAGCCCAUCAAAUGCUGCUCUCUUCUCCAUCAAACCCAUCAUCAAGUACUUCCCAGAUUUUAAUGGAGCUGUGAUUGCAGUAAAUAAUAAAGGAGAACAUGGCGCAGCAUGCCAUGGCUCUGGUAUUGGUACAUUCCAUUAUUCUGUGAUGGACAAUCCUGAUAAAGUUAAUUUGUUCUCUGUAAAAUGUGUAUAACUUUAUACAGAAUUGGUAACAAUUGUCUUUCCAGCAUUUCUGUGAUUACAAGCAUUUAUAAAUAAUGUGGAUUCAGUAUAUCUUUGGAGGAUGAAAUUUUGUGGGUAGCCCUGUUCUAUGAAUUUAAAACCUCAAUGAAGUACAAAUUUAUAUCUUUUGAUGUACAGAAUCUAUAUCCAUGAAAAUAGGAGAGUUUUGAGUUACUGCCAGAACACUGUUUUAUUCUGAAUAUACACACUCCAGUCACAUGAUUUUGAAGUUUUGGUUGUCGUCGUGUAUCGUGCGAUUUCCAGUGUAGACGAUACAUGUACAAGUAUGUGUAGUACAAGUUCUCCAAUGUGAUAUAAUGUGCUGCAGAGGGCCAACACGCUGAUACAAGAAAUGUGUUGGUGCAGAAGUGGCAGGCCGACAGCCAUACCUCAAUACUUUUGCAAAAAGAGAGGGAAGGGCAAUGUAUUGAACAUUUGAAAUAUUCGUCUUUUAAUACAGAGAACAAUAAUUUCUGCAAUAUAUAGACUAGAUGUGGUCACAAGUCUCCCCUUCUCAGGCUGUUGGCUGGUAUAAUGUCAAGAAGCAGUUAUGUUCUACAUUGUGAACUGAUGUGCAUGUAACACCCAUUUUUGAAAAUAUUGUUUAAGCUCUGGUACAUUUAAAGUGUAAAAAUCAGCCAUGCCUUUAAUUUUCUUCCACUUAGAAAAACCCAACUUGCAAGAAACAAUAAGUUCAUAGGGCUAUUGUAAAGGCAUGUAUAAAAUUCAGGGGAAACUGGUCUUCUAGCAGUAACUUGAAACUCGCUGACUAGUCUAACAUAGUUCUACAGUUUGUACCUGAUAAUUGCAGACAAGUCUCGGUAACCUGACUAUAUGUUACUUGAAUGAGUAGUGAUGCAUUAUGCGGCUUGUUUAUUCUCCACAAUACAUGUACAGUGUAUUUAAAUUGUAAUGCAUGGUUUUUUUACAGAAUAAAAAAUUAUAUGUA